AUGUCGGUUCCUUCCACUGCAACACUCCACUACCCUCACCACCCUCACCAAUCUCCACCAUACGGCUAUCUAAAUGCUAUUCCCCAACAUACUAGCCUUUACUACCGGUCGAACUCCGGCACUCAACAGCCUCAACCAUCAUAUCAACCACAAAGUCAAAGAUACAGCACCGAGAUGAGGCCCUCUGGGUCCGUCGCCAGCUCGGCAGCUCCAACGCCUUCUGUCACCGGAAAAAGACGUCGAAAGCAAACGCCAGACUGGAAAGAAUUCUACAAGAACGGUGUUCCUAAGGAGAUCAUCGUCAUUGAUGACACUCCUCCACCGGAACCUACUCCCAAACGCAACGCUCGAACAAAUGUCACUGCCAGCCGAGUUCCUCGACCUAUCUCACAGAACGCUUCUCUCAACGCUCGAGUCCACAACCCAGUUUCUUCACAGGCAUCGACUGCGACAACAUCGCAACCAUCUAAGAGACGCAAAAUCGCUGCGAACGGCACAACAACCGCUGCUGUAAAUCGGUAUGAAACGAAUCACGAUCCAUACGCAUCUACGCCGUACUCUGUGACUCAGACUCCGGCCUACGCGUCUCAGGGGUCUAGCGCUAAUACGGCCAGUGCUUCGUCCAGAGGUUACAACAAUGGUACCGAGACUGCCGCUACAUCUUUAGCCUCAACCAUUGGAGAUUCGGCCUCUAUCGCUGGAACGAAGCGGAAGAGAGUUACGCGAGGUAGCAUGGCGAAGAAACAGACGGACGCAUUUGCUCACUAUCAACCUCCUCCACAUCCUCCAAUCAAAGCGAAGGAGGUAGUUGUGAGAAAAGUUGAAGAUAGCCCUAAGACAAAUCAGAAAGUUGAUGACGAUGAGGGUCACUACAUUGUAACACCCGGUGCAUAUCUCACUAACCGAUAUCGAAUUAUCAAGCUGCUCGGUCAGGGAACCUUUGGUAAGGUUGUACAGGCCUUCGAUAGUCAGAAAAAUGAGUACUGUGCCAUCAAGAUCAUCCGAUCCGUGCAAAAGUAUCGCGACGCAUCUAAGAUUGAACUUCGUGUUCUGUCGACCCUCGGUAAAAAUGAUUCAGACAACAGGAACAAAUGCAUUCACCUACGUGAUUGCUUCGAUUAUAGGAAUCAUAUUUGCAUAGUCACCGACCUGCUCGGCAUGUCUGUCUUUGACUUUCUCAAAUCAAACUCCUUUACUCCCUUCCCCAGCAGUCAAAUCCAAUCCUUUGCUCGACAACUCUUCACAAGUGUCGCCUUCCUUCAUGAUUUGAACCUGAUCCACACCGAUUUGAAGCCGGAAAACAUUCUUCUCAUGCACAACACCUCAGAAACAUUUACUUACAAUAGGGUCAUACCAUCAUCUACACAUUCUAACCCUAGGAAGGCUCAGACCCGCAAGAUUCUUUUGGACACCGAUAUUAGACUGAUUGAUUUUGGAUCUGCCACCUUUGACGACGAAUACCACUCGUCGGUUGUCUCCACCCGACACUACCGGGCUCCGGAGAUUAUUCUCGGUCUCGGCUGGAGCUUCCCUUGUGAUAUUUGGAGCAUCGGGUGCAUCCUUGUCGAAUUCUACACUGGUGAUGCAUUAUUCCAGACGCAUGAUAAUCUCGAGCAUCUUGCCAUGAUGAAAACUGUCUGCAAUUCCGACAUAGAAACUCGACUUGUCCGACAGGCCAUCACCAAAACACAGAAUUCCAACAGUCCUGCCUCUAGAUUCUUCCGCAACAAUAGACUCGACUAUCCCAACACUGAGACUACCAAAACUUCACGACGUUACGUCAAAGCUAUGCGUCGUUUGGAUGAAAUGAUACCUCAAACAUGUAGCUUCUACCGACAACUGCUCGAUCUUCUCAAGAAAAUCUUUGUAUACGACCCAUCGAAGCGAAUCACUGCCCGAGAUGCCCUCAAGCAUCCAUGGUUCAAUGAAGUUAUUAGAGACGAAGGAAUCACCGUGGCUCAAAUGCGUAUCGACAGGGGCGUCGAAAUGGAGAGGGAAUUAAGGAGGAGACGUGAGGGAAAUAGCGACACAGAGCCGGAGGAUGACGAGACGGAGGCCGAGGGAGAAGACGAGUAA
Molecule: messenger RNA, 2076 nt
Organism: Orbilia oligospora ATCC 24927
Lineage: Eukaryota; Fungi; Ascomycota; Orbiliomycetes; Orbiliales; Orbiliaceae
Exons: 7
Coding region: 1-2076 (691 amino acids)
Biological process (GO): protein phosphorylation
Cellular component (GO): nucleus
Molecular function (GO): protein kinase activity; ATP binding
Source: RefSeq, a predicted model, not a curated record